GUUGUUGUAGACAACAUGAAUUUAAUAAACAUGGAUUCUGAAAAUCGGGUUGUCCUCAAUGUCGGUGGUAUCCGUCAUGAAACGUACAAGGCGACCUUGAAAAAAAUACCUGCCACUCGACUCUCUCGUCUCACUGAAGCACUUGCAAAUUAUGAUCCAAUUUUGAAUGAAUAUUUCUUUGAUCGUCAUCCAGGCGUUUUUGCACAAGUGCUCAAUUAUUACAGAACUGGAAAAUUACACUAUCCAACUGAUGUCUGUGGACCUUUGUUCGAGGAGGAGUUGGCUUUCUGGGGGCUUGAUUCGAAUCAAGUUGAACCAUGUUGUUGGAUGACAUAUACACAGCAUCGAAAUACUCAAGAAACACUAGCAGUUUUAGAUAGAUUAGAUUUAGAUACCGAUAAACCUUCCGAAGAAGAAGUAGCUAGAAAAUUUGGAUAUGAAGACGCUUUUGUGAAAGGUCACGUGAGCUGGUGGCAACAUAUGAAGCCGCAAAUAUGGUCCUUAUUUGAUGAGCCAUACAGUAGCAAUGCUGCAAAGGUUGUAGGCAUAAUUUCCGUAUUUUUUAUUUGUGUAUCGAUUGUAUCAUUUUGUUUGAAAACACAUCCGGACAUGCGAGUGCCAGUAAUUAAGAAUGUAUCUGUGAAAAAUGUUAAUCAUACAUCAGAUUGGUAUUUGGACAAAGAGGAAACAAAUGCACAUCUGUUCUUCUUCUAUAUCGAAUGCGUGUGUAACGCUUGGUUUACAAUCGAGAUAAUGAUACGAUUUAUAUCAUCGCCGAGUAAAUUGAGAUUUAUUAUAUCAUCUGUGAAUAUAAUUGAUUACAUUGCAACACUUAGUUUCUUGUGA
Molecule: messenger RNA, 846 nt
Organism: Chironomus riparius
Lineage: Eukaryota; Metazoa; Arthropoda; Insecta; Diptera; Chironomidae
Source: the annotation of a GenBank genome assembly